Molecule: messenger RNA, 666 nt
Organism: Camelus dromedarius (Arabian camel)
Lineage: Eukaryota; Metazoa; Chordata; Mammalia; Artiodactyla; Camelidae
Product: RING finger protein 11-like
Exons: 1
Coding region: 49-492 (147 amino acids)
Biological process (GO): ubiquitin-dependent protein catabolic process
Cellular component (GO): ubiquitin ligase complex
Molecular function (GO): ubiquitin protein ligase activity
Source: RefSeq, a predicted model, not a curated record
AGAAGACUGUCAGAACAGUGCACAGAUCACACACACCAGCCCCUGAAGAUGGGGAACUGCCUCAAAUCCCCCACGUCAGAUGACAUCUCCCUGCUUCACGAGACUCAGUCCCACCAGGCUAGUUUUGGCGAGCCACCACUGCAAUACCAGGAACAGGUUCCAGUUCCAGUCUACCAUCCAAUACCUAGCCAGACUCACCUAGCAACUCAGCUGACUGAAGAGGAACAAAUUAGGACAGUUCAAAGAACAGGACUUACACAGGAUCUGCCUAGAGGAGUUUACGACCCUGGAAGAGAUGGAUCAGAAAAAAAGAUCCAGGAGUGUGUGACCUGUAUGAUGGACUUUGUUUAUGGGGACCCAAUUAGAUUUCUGCCCUGUAUGCACAUCUGUCACCUGGACUAUAAAGAUGACUGGUUGGUGAGUUCCUUCACGUGCCCCUCCCACAUGGAGCCAGUUGAUGCAGCACUGCUUUUGUCCUAUGAGACUAACUGAGCCGGGGUCUCUUACCUGACUUCAAGUGAACCAUGUGAACCAUCAUUUUGGUGGUUCUGAUCUUUUGUCAGUGAGCCCAAAGAGCCAGGGAUUAGGAAUUAAGAUCAUGCACAAAAGUUUCCUAAAAAUUCCUGAAUGGCUGCAGAUGCUGGAAGAAAGUACAUGAUAUUUUAG